Williopsis jadinii is the source of this 2589-nucleotide messenger RNA. RefSeq names its product alpha,alpha-trehalase ATH1 (gene ATH1). Lineage: Eukaryota; Fungi; Ascomycota; Saccharomycetes; Phaffomycetales; Wickerhamomycetaceae. The record is from RefSeq and is a predicted model, not a curated record. The transcript has a single exon. Gene Ontology annotation, biological process: trehalose catabolic process. Gene Ontology annotation, cellular component: fungal-type cell wall. The annotation marks the transcript as partial. Gene Ontology annotation, molecular function: carbohydrate binding; alpha,alpha-trehalase activity.
UCAGAGAAGAUGUUUGAGCUCGUGGCGGACGCGUCGAACUCGUUCUAUGACUCGGAGGAGAACGUGCUUGGAAGCUUGGAGUACAUCAAGAACGUGUACUCAAAGCAACCUUAUGUGUCAAACGGUUACAUCGGCGCGAGAUUAUCAACAUUGGGCCACGGAUUCACAUACGAUGAGUUGAACUUACACUCGAAUGAUAACGAAACACACGAUCCAUUGGUUAAUGGAUGGCCUUUGUUCAACAAGAGGUACACAGGAGCAUUCGUUGCAGGGUUUUACUCCUUACAAGAGACACUUCCCGCCACGAAUUUCCCAGAGCUAUAUUCGCAGGGAUACGAUAGCGUCAUGGCAUCAAUCCCUUACUGGGCACAGUUGGAUGUGAUAUUCGAGGACGAGACUGGUGAGCAUGUCUUCAACCCGCAAGGCGUUGACCCGAUGGACAUCACAGGCUAUAACCAGAACAUGUCUUUGCAUAAUGGAGUGGUGCACACUUCAUUGACUUGGUUGAACAAAUUGGAGAUUGAUAUUGAAGUGUUUGUCCACAAGAAGGUGGAAACAUUGGCAGUGAUGGGGAUGUCGAUACGACCAAUAAACAGUCCUAUGAACGUGACUUUGAGAGAUUCUCUAGAUUUCCAAACAAGUCAAAGAUCAUGGUUGAAGGAUCUAGGUGCCGAUGACGAAGGAAUAUACAUGGUGGUACAGCCUGAGAACGUUCCAACUUCAAAAGCUGCGGUAUUUUCAUCUUGGGAUGUCGAAGGCUCUCAUAAAUAUGUCUUGAACAGGACAAGAGUUGUUAACGAAGGUACAGUUGAAUUAUUCCCCCACGAAGUGGCAUUGGUUAACAAAUACGUUGGUGUUGUUUCAACGGAGUUCCAUGAGAAGCUUGAUAGAACAGAGUUGGAACAUGCAAAGAUCACGGUGGAAUACGCACAUAUAUUGGGCAGAGAUACACUUUUGCAAAUGCACAAAGAAGAAUGGGAGCAAUAUUUUGAAGAAACCAAUAUUUUCUUCCCUUCAGACUCCAUGCUUACAGUGGCAGCGCAGGCAAGUUUGUUCCACCUCAUAUCUAACACCAACGUGAACUCAAGAGGAUUAUCAUCUGCGUUGGGCACGGCUGGAUUAUCCAGUGACAGUUACGGCGGAAUGGUGUUUUGGGAUACUGAUCUUUGGAUCAUUCCAGGUAUCGUCCCAUUUGCACCUGAUGUUGCCAAUGCAGUAAGCAACUAUCGAAACUAUACGCACCCGCAGGCAGUACUCAAUGCUCAACAGUACGGAUAUGAAGGAGCUGCCUAUCCUUGGACAUCUGGGAGAUUUGGUAACUGUACGUCUGCUGGUCCAUGUGUCGACUACGAAUACCACAUAAACGUUGAUAUUGCCUUGAGUUCAUAUCUCUUGUACUUGGCAGGUGAAGAUGAAGAAUAUUUGAGAUUUACUACAUGGCCAUUGUUAAGGGAUGCUGCAGAUUUCUUAACCCAGUAUACAAAGUUUGACCCUGAGCUAGGGCUAUACACAACGAGUAACUUGACAGAUCCUGAUGAGUACGCCAACCAUAUAGAUAAUGGUGCCUUCACAAAUGCAGGCAUUGAUAGACUCUUAAACUUGACGAUAACAGUUGCGGAUCACCUUGGAGUUGAAAAGAAUCCCAGAUGGGAAAAGGUUCAUGCACACAUAUACAUUCCGAAAUCAGAAUCAGGUAUAGUUUUGGAGUACUCUGGCAUGAAUUCUUCAGUUCGUAUCAAGCAGGCUGACGUUGUUAUGUUGACUGUGCCGUUGAAUUACAAGGUGGAAUCUCAUAGACAGGAAUCCAUAGAUAACAUGCUAUACUACUCUUUGAAACAAGUUGAUAUGGGACCUGCCAUGACUUUCCCAGUAUUUUCUAUGGCUUCUAGAAGGUUGAUAAGUUAUGGAUGCUCCUCCCAGAGUUACCUUCAGAAAUCUGUCUUACCAUACGUCAGACUUCCAUUUGCCCAAUUCAGCGAACAAGCCGAUGAUAACGUCUUGACUAACGGUGGUACUCAUCCUGCAUUCCCAUUCCUUACAGCACAUGGUGGCUUUUUACAGGCCAUUGUACACGGCAUUCUAGGGCUCAAAUAUAGUGCGCGUGUUGACCCUGCUUCGAACCAAAUUGAGAGAUAUUUGGCGUUCGACCCUGUGAGGCCUCUUGCAUUACCAGGUGGUGUCGUUUUAAAUGGAUUCAAGUACAUGGGCCAAGUGUUGGAUGUAACGUUGACAGAUUUUACUGCUACUAUCAAGCACCGUCGUGGUCUUUCACCCAUCACGGUGGAGGUCAACGAGAGAAACGAACGCUCGGGGAACUAUACGUUGAGACCCCACUCAACGCUUACUGUACCGAUAUACAAUCCUCCGUUGAACAUACCUGGGUCGUGCACUGAAUGCCAACAAAUUGCCAAUUUGACAUGUGGCUCACCAGCUGAAGUACCGCUAUCCGCUAUUGACGGUAAUAACUACACGUACUGGCAACCAAUCAACAGGGAGCCAGCUAGAUUGUUGAUAGAUUUGGGUAAACCGCAAAUAGUGCAGAGUGGACUUAUGAUUUGGGGACAUAGACCGCCAAAGUACCUAUCAAUA